GUGUCCGCAAAGCCACUGCUGCUCCUCUCCAGGCGCGCAGUGCCAUCCACAAACUUUGAUGAGCUGUAACCUUCACCGAGGGAACAAAACAACCCGGGCUGAAUAACAUUUUAAUAAAAUAUAUUUUCACAGGCUGUGUCCGCUAAUUCGGAUCCAUCAAGAUAUGGAAAGCACUCCGGUGGAAAUAUUCAAAGACGACAAUAAGUGCCUCUCCACGCUGCUGGAGGACUGUCCGCUGAAUUCUUCAGCCUGGAUGUCCGGAUACUCCGAGAGCCGCAAUGUGACCCACGAUGAUAGCUGGGAGCCGGAGGGCAUGUCUCCCAUCAUCCCCAUCAUCACUGCAGUCUACUCCGUGGUGUUUGUGGUCGGCUUGCUGGGCAACUGCCUCGUCAUGUAUGUGAUCAUCAGGUACACAAAGAUGAAGACAGCCACCAACAUUUACAUUUUCAACUUGGCGCUCGCCGAUGCCCUCGUCACCACUACUAUGCCCUUCCAGAGCACGGACUACCUGUUGAAUACCUGGCCCUUUGGUGAGGUGGUCUGCAAGGUGUUCAUCUCCAUCGACUACUACAACAUGUUCACCAGCAUCUUCACUCUCACCAUGAUGAGUGUGGAUCGCUACGUGGCGGUGUGCCACCCGGUAAAAGCCCUGGACUUCCGCACUCCGAUCAAAGCCAAGAUGAUCAACGUGUGCAUCUGGAUUCUGUCGUCGGCCGCGGGGAUACCUGCUUUUAUCCUGGGUGGCACCCAGACAAAGAGUGACAUAACUGAGUGUGCCUUACAGUUCCCAGAGCCGUACGUGUACUGGGACACAUUGAUGAAGAUAUGCGUGUUUGUCUUUGCCUUUGUCGUGCCUGUGCUCAUCAUCACCGUGUGCUACUCCCUCAUGGUCCUGAGGCUGAAGAGCGUCCGCAUGUUGUCCGGGUCGCGGGAAAAAGACCGCAACUUGCGGCGGAUCACGCGGCUGGUGGUGGUCGUGGUAGCUGUGUUUGUGGUCUGCUGGACACCCAUUCACAUUUUCAUCCUUGUCAAGGCGCUCGUAAGCAUACCGGAAACCACCGCCAUCAUGGCUGCCUACUUCUUCUGCGUGGCUCUGGGCUACACAAACAGUAGCCUGAACCCUGUCCUGUAUGCCUUUCUGGAUGAGAACUUCAAACGCUGCUUCAAAGACUUCUGCCUCACGGCCAGACUGAAGGGGGAGAAGGUGUCAGGGAGUAAGAAGAACGCCAGCAGUGUGAGGGAGGCUGCUGUUCCCCUGGAGAACCCAGAUGGGACUAGAAAGCCGGCAUGACUAGCAGUGGAACUGUCAUCAAUUUCCCACAUUGGAAAAGAAGACUCCCAUGAUCUGGGCCUAACGCACGUCACAUCCACAAUGUAGUUUUGACUCUAGUACAGAAUUUAUUUUCAUUCUAACUUGGGGUAUAGCCAGUGCCAACAUUGAUAUGAUUUCAUUUCAGAGAUCAGAUGAAAGUGUCACAUUAUAAACUGUAUUCCUCUCUGAUUCAUAUUUUUUCCUCAUGGCAGAUUGUGUAGAGCAAAUGUAAUUAAAGUUUGUCUUUAACAGUAACCGGACACUGUCCAGUUACAGAGUAUAUUACUAAGAAUGAAAAACCUCAUUGAUAAUAUCACAGUAGGUGAUUUCAGGGGGGAUGAAGGGGGAUGUCAUUCCCGUUGUUAGCACAAUGAUUAUUUUGGAUCAUGGAUGUAUAAAGAGAACUUGAUGCAGCAUUGGAGGCAGGCCCUGUUCGUUCCUGUGCAAGUUGCUCAGUGGCACAUGCAGCCAAGUUAGCUCAACUUCCUGGGUGUAAAAUCACCUGGAUCUUUCACAUGAUCGGGCCCAUAGAGCAAGCAGACCAGAGACUUAGGGCCAAGUCGUAGUUGCCACGCACACAGUUUGUACAGUACAGCUGAUGGUCUGUGUCAGCCCCCAGCAGUAAACCAGACAGCUGAGAGGUGAGCUUAUCUUUCUACUGCAAACACUGGGUGAAAGUGAAAGUAAGAAGAUGCUGCUGGGAGUGAAUGCCAAAUAUUUAACUUUAAACUGACUUUACAGUGGUGCAGCUACUGCAGCUGCCUUGACCGCCAUGUUUUGGACUGGACUGGAGUUUGGAACAAGAGAUUGGAGCAUGCCCGGUCAGUGCGCUUGCUAUGCAUACAGUCCAUGCAGUCACAAAAAAUGGGCUGCAUGCCUACCUCCGUGCAGGCUCCAUUCAGAUGCAGACAUGGGUAGAUGAUGCACAUGGACUAAAACAAACCCUUGCAGGAUGCGGAACUAUGAAUUGGCCAUUUUUGUGACCAUGCAGACGUUAGGCAUGACAAGGGCGUCGACUGCACGUGCUCCAAUUUUCUUGCUCCACACUCCAGUUCAGUCCAAAACACUGCUAUCAAGCCAGCCAUGGCACGCUGUCUCACCACCGUGAAGUUAAUUUCAAAUUGGAUAUUCAAUGGACAUUUAUUUUAGACAUCUUCUCGCAUCUUCUUAGUUUCACUUUCACCCGAUGUCGACAGUAAGUGGACAGUUACCUCACCUCCCAGCCCUCCUGUUUCCUACUGAGGGCUGACGGAAACGUCAGUUGCACUAUGAAUAGAACCCUUUUGCUUGUCCGUGUUACUGCGGCUAUCUUUUGGCAUUCAAUGCGGACAGUAUGUGCAAGCCUUUCCAGCCUAGGCCAAGUGGCUAACCUCCAGCAUAAUUUGAAAUGGGAUAAAAUGAUUUGAUCGUGCUGCUCUUCAAGACUUUAGGCUUGUUAUCAGACCGAAAGGAUCAAAUCCCCACAGUGAAACGAGUCAUUUCUCGGGUUGUGAUGUUCAAAAAACCUUAUCCACCGAUUUAUAGACAUCUCUUUCCAAAAAAUCUUUUGGGGCUCAAUGGCAUCACUUGAUGAACCCAGAUGUUGUAGUUACACAGUUUGGCCACAAUGUGAAAUUAGCUCAAAGUCUGGUGCACUUCCUGGGGGCCUGCCCUUUGCAUGGGUCAUGUGUGAUGGGAUUUCGUCUGUCUGUGCACAUCCAACAUUUUCUCACUAGACGUUUAGGGAGAAACCUGUAUGCAGUAUAAAAGAUCCAAAUGUUACUUUUUCAUGAUUCUGCAUUGACUCAUGUCCAUGGCACCGUCAGUGCGGAAAGCAUAACUGAGGCUUAAGUGUGCUGUGUUUCGAUAAAUCCAUGGCGCUUAAGUAGCUGACGGAUUUGUAAUUUGAGUCCCGCCCUUCUGUCAGUCUCAUCUUGAAUCUAUAAUUUUCACUAAACUAUAUAGCUUACAUCAGUGUUUUUAUGUUUGUUAAUGCUUUCUGCAAUUUUGUUUAUCCAUGUCACUUCUUCCCUAUAAUUCUCUAUAACCAAAUGUGCCUUUAACAGUCCAGGAUAACUCACGUUUGUAGCAGCAGAAAAUGAUUUCAGUAAUGAUUACAGAAUGGGGUCAAACAGCACUUCAUACAUAAUAUUUCUUUUAUACAGUCAACAUGUCGUGGUAGCUGCAUGAAUCACUGACAGCAGAUAUGUGCCAUACUCCUUUUCACCUCUGUGAAGAGUUUGAAUCAUGCUGAUUGACCACAAUGUGAAAGACCUGACUCAUGCUGGACUUUGAAGUCACUGGGAGGUAAACAAACAAGUUUAUCGAUUAGAAAAGUAAAAAAUCCUGGACUUGAAUGUGCUUUUAAAAUUUGACAGAGGGCUCUCUAUCAGCUUUGACUCUGGAGUUGUGUCCAGUUUGAUAAGUUGUUCAAUUCAUGGUAAUCACAUGUGCUUUGUGUGGCGUUUACCAUGAUACAUGUCGUCUUAUUGAAACACUCAUGCUGUUACUGUAGAGAAAUGUUCUAUUAGUGCAAUCUGAAAACAUAAAUACCUGUGGAAACAAAUUGUGCACAUGUUUAAAUACAGUUUAUUCUGUCAACUGUACAGUAUUAUAGUAUGUAUACAAUAUAUUAUUUAAAAAUAACUUUGCACAGAAAUCAUUGAAAUAUACUGUAUUUGUAGCAUGUCGAUCAUUGCUAUGAUAGUAUAAUGCAACAUAGGCAGCCUGUAUGCUUGAUGGACUGUGCUGUUAUUUUGAAUGUACUGCAAAUAGGCUCUAUAUUAUAUAAACAUAUGACCAUAUAUGAUAUUAACUUGUCUAUCUCAUCAGAGGUUUGCUAAUAUUUCAAUAAUUUAGUAAUACAUCCAUUUUCAUAAUCAUGCCGUUUCAUGCUCAUGGCCCUAAACCAGAGCUUUUUGGGUCUGGGAAACUUUUUAUUUUUCAAUAACAAAUCUCUAUGUAUAUAAAUAAAGC
Molecule: messenger RNA, 4267 nt
Organism: Epinephelus fuscoguttatus (brown-marbled grouper)
Lineage: Eukaryota; Metazoa; Chordata; Actinopteri; Perciformes; Serranidae
Product: delta-type opioid receptor-like
Exons: 4
Coding region: 164-1291 (375 amino acids)
Biological process (GO): sensory perception of pain; neuropeptide signaling pathway; G protein-coupled opioid receptor signaling pathway
Cellular component (GO): neuron projection; membrane
Molecular function (GO): dynorphin receptor activity; neuropeptide binding
Source: RefSeq, a predicted model, not a curated record